AUUAGGAAACUUUUUUUCAUCGAACGAAAUCAAAUCAGGCAAAGUGCAGCCGGGAGGCAACGGAGAGUGCAACUAGUGGGCGAGUGUUGUUUUUGUGUUUGACGCUUGAAAGGAAAAGUGAAUCGUCACCCGAGAAGAGAAUGAACUCAAAAGUUGCUACGGCAAGCAGUUUUUAGGCCGACCAACUCUGCCAGCGUUGAAAAAUUGUUAUGGUGUUGCUGUAAACUAUCGUCGUCGCAGUGGAAUAAUUUGCCGGUCAUCAAAAAAGUUGAAUCGAGUUCGUCGUAGCCGUAGCGAGCAGGAGCGAGAGCAAAAUGGAGUUCGCCGAAUGGAUCAGAACUCCAAAGCUGGACGGCGUUCAGUUGUACGAGCAGCUUCGACGGGAGUCCAUCGACGGAACGCUCUGCAUUACCGGUCACCAUUUGAUUCUGAGCACACGGAAGGAAGGCGCCCGGGAACUUUGGUUGCUGCAUCAAAACGUGGACAUAGUCGAACGUAAGCCAUGCAUCGUCAACAAUGUGCUCGAAGGCGGAAUCAUUACGCUCAAGUGCAAAGACCUCCGGAUCAUCCAGCUCCGGAUCAAUUCACCGCAGGAGUACUUUAACAUUUCCAACUCGAUCGAACAGCUGUCGAACCUGGAGGAAACCAAGAAGCUGUACCCGUUCUUCUACAUCCCGAUGUACAACGUGAUGCAGGACGGCCAUACGGAGUACACCGUUGAGACUGAAUACGCAAAACUGCUAGCCACCGACGAGUGGCGCCUGACGACGGUCAAUCAGGAUUUCAAGGUGUGCCCAACCUACGGGGCACGAUUAAUGGUUCAGAAAUCGAUUAGCGACGAACAGCUGAUGCAAUCCGCCGCUUUCCGCGAUGGCGGACGAUUCCCACUGCUGGCCUACAAGCAUACCAACGGUGCUGUCCUGCUCCGGUGCGCCCAACCCUUGGCGGGGCCUGGAGUGAAGCGAUGCCGGGCUGACGAGGCCAUUUUAAACUCGCUGGUCGAACCCGGAGGGAAGAAAGGUUGCAUUUUCGACACCUGGGGCAAAACAAAAACCACCAACACGGAAAUCGAGCCGCACUAUCCGCAGUGGCGUGUCCUUAGUCGACCCAUCGGAUCGCUUUCGUCCAUCUCAAGCCUGUUGGACAGCUUUGUGCGGCUGAUGGAAGCCUGCAACGAUGUGGGUUCCAGCUCGGAUCGGUGGCUGUCACGGCUGGAGGGUUCCAGUUGGUUGAGCUUUGUGCUCAAUGCGAUGAACGUUUCCUGUGUGGUGGCGCAAUGCCUGGCACUGGAGGGAGUGCCCGUUGUGGUGCAUGGUGGGAAAGGGCUGGACACGCCGCUCAUUGUCACUUCGGUGGCGCAAAUAAUUCUAAACCCCGACUGCAGGACAAUAAAAGGAUUACAGGCCUUAAUCGAGCGGGAGUGGCUACAGGCGGGCUACCCCUUUUCGACUCGACACAAACACUCCUGUUACACCCCGUCGGGCCAACGGCACAAAACAUCCAGUGCGACGUUCGUCCUCUUCCUAGACUGCGUGUUCCAGCUAUACCACCAGUUUCCGUGCAGUUUCGAGUUCGACUCGCGAUACCUGAUAGUGUUGUUCGAGCACAGCUACAGUAGCCAGUACGGGACGUUCCUUGGCGAUUCGGAGCAGGAACGGGCGGAACUGCGGGUUCGUGAACGGACCACCAGCCUGUGGAGUUACAUCAACCGACCGGAGGUGAUUGACACGUUGCUCAAUCCGAUGUACAUUCCGAAUGGGGUCGUUAUCUGGCCAUCGGUGGCGCCGCUCAGCAUUGUCCUCUGGUCGGAGGCCUAUACGCGGUGGGUCAUUGACCAGACCGUCUUGCGGACAAACCGGGAUCGGAUGCUGGGAAUCGUCAGCGAGGAACGCGAACUGGAGAAGAAGGUUAAGAAGCUUAGGCGGGAGCUGGCGGAACUGCAGCAAGAGUACACCCGGUUGAAGCUGGAGGAGAUGCUGCUGUCCGACGAGGGAGGCACCGAGGAGGAGGAGGACCUGGAUGGCAGUGACAGUAAGUAGAAUGCGAGAAUCGACGGCGUGGAAAUCAACCUCUCUUAAACAUUAUCGUGGAACCGUGACAUUCCCAUUCGUCCGCCCUUUUAACCGUUACUGGAUCGCCUUUUAUAACUUUAGUGUACAGUUUUAGACUUUCAACCUACCGUCGAAUAACACCCACGAAUAUUUUAACCACUA
Molecule: messenger RNA, 2213 nt
Organism: Aedes albopictus (Asian tiger mosquito)
Lineage: Eukaryota; Metazoa; Arthropoda; Insecta; Diptera; Culicidae
Product: myotubularin-related protein 9
Exons: 3
Coding region: 315-2039 (574 amino acids)
Biological process (GO): negative regulation of autophagy; phosphatidylinositol dephosphorylation
Cellular component (GO): cytoplasm; membrane
Molecular function (GO): phosphatidylinositol-3-phosphate phosphatase activity
Source: RefSeq, a predicted model, not a curated record